AUGAAUGAGAAGCCCCCGACCAGCGCCAGCCUAUUUCUGAACGAGGACUCGGACAAGCCUGAGUGCCCAGAGCGAGGCCUACGGCACCUCCGCAAGGCUGUGCAGAAGCGCGCGUCCACCGCCCGCAGCAGAAUGUGUUCCAUCACCCGAGCGAGCGCCAGGGCCUUCCUGCGUCGCAACGCCUUUGUGCUCUUCACCAUGGCUGCAGUUGCACUAGGGGUCGCGUUGGGAUUCUCCCUGCGUCCAUACAAGCUGUCCAUCAGGGAGAUCAAGUACUUCUCCUUCCCUGGAGAGCUGCUGAUGAGGAUGCUCCAGAUGCUGGUCCUGCCCCUCAUCAUCUCCAGCCUGGUCACAGGCAUAUCCUCUCUUGACAGCAAAGCAUCAGGGAAGAUGGGAAUGCGGGCUGUUGUGUAUUACAUGGUUACGACCUUCAUUGCUGUGUUUAUUGGAAUUGUUAUGGUGAUCAUCAUAAGACCCGGAAAAGGCAGCAGAGAUAGUCCAGUGCCAUCUAGUGGCAACAUUGAGCCAGUGCAGGCAGCAGAUGCUUUUCUGGACCUCAUCAGGAAUAUGUUCCCUCCAAACUUGGUGGAAGCUUGCUUCAAACAGUACAAGACAAAUUACAAGAAACUGAUCUCCACGAAGAAUGUCACCAUUUCGAUCAACAUGACCGAUUCCAACGUCACCAUCACAGACCUCCAGGCUAACGACAGCGUAGUCCUUCAGACCAUCCAGGAGACGGUAGAGGAGCUGGUGCCCAUGGGUGGCACCUCCAACGGGGUCAACGCCCUGGGCAUGGUGGUGUUCUCCAUGUGCUUCGGCCUGGUGAUCGGGAGCAUGAAACAGCAGGGCCAGGUCCUGCGCGAGUUUUUUGACUGCCUCAAUGAUGCUAUCAUGCGCCUAGUGGCCAUCAUCAUCUGGUACGCCCCUGUGGGAAUCCUCUUUCUCAUUGCGGGGAAGAUUGUGGAGAUGAAGGACCUGGUCCAGGUGGGGGGACAGCUGGGAAUGUACACCAUGUCGGUAAUCGUGGGGCUGCUCAUCCACGGCCUCUUUGUGUUGCCGCUGCUCUACUUCCUGGUGACGCGGAGGAACCCGUUUACCUUCAUCGCAGGGCUGCUGCAGGCCCUGAUCACCGCCCUGGGGACCUCCUCCAGUUCGGCAACCCUCCCAAUCACCUUCCGUUGCCUGGAAGAGAACAAUCACGUGGAUAAGCGAGUGACGCGCUUUGUGCUGCCUGUUGGUGCCACUAUCAACAUGGAUGGCACCGCACUGUAUGAAGCAGUGGCGGCCAUCUUUAUUGCUCAAGUUAAUGGCAUGGAUCUCAACUUUGGUCAGAUUCUCACCAUCAGUAUCACAGCAACGGCUGCCAGCAUUGGAGCAGCAGGCAUCCCUCAAGCUGGCCUGGUAACCAUGGUGAUUGUAUUGACAUCGGUGGGACUGCCCACGGAUGAUAUAACGUUGAUUAUCGCCGUGGAUUGGUUCCUGGACCGUCUCAGAACCACCACCAACGUUCUAGGAGACUCCAUAGGGGCCGGAAUCGUAGAGCACCUUUCACGGCAGGAGCUUCAGUCGCAGGACAUAGAAAUCGGAAACUCGGUGAUCGAGGAGAAUGAGAAACCUUACCAGCUCAUCUCCCAGGAGAACGAUACAGCGAAGAAUCACAACAGUGAGACCACCAUGUGAAAGAAAAAGGAGGGAAGAGAGACAUCCUCACAGUUAGGACUCCUGCCCCCCGAUUAGCUCUGAUUUAGAGUUGUUGUCAUGGGGAACAUAACGACAUGACAAUAGAAUGGGAAAGUACUGUAGGUAAAGAGGAGCAGACCAUAGACAACAAGGAACAGACAGAAUCAUACAUAUUCCCUAUGAGUGUUAUUGUUAAAAACACCCAUUUGAGACCAAUUUAAUGUUAUUUUGUUUAUUUAUUCUCAACCCCGUAUUUAUUUGGAUUUGGAAACCAUAUUGUCUUACAGUGGAUAACAGUGUGCUUGUAAAUCAUUUGUUCCUGAUAUAAAUCUACCUCUCAGUAUUUGCUCAUUAGUUAGGCAUGUAAAAAAAACCCCUGCCAUUAUUAUAU
Sardina pilchardus (European sardine) is the source of this 2071-nucleotide messenger RNA. It is a transcript of the gene slc1a6, whose product is annotated as solute carrier family 1 member 6. Gene Ontology annotation, molecular function: L-glutamate transmembrane transporter activity; glutamate:sodium symporter activity; neutral L-amino acid transmembrane transporter activity. The record is from RefSeq and is a predicted model, not a curated record. Gene Ontology annotation, cellular component: plasma membrane. Gene Ontology annotation, biological process: L-glutamate transmembrane transport. Lineage: Eukaryota; Metazoa; Chordata; Actinopteri; Clupeiformes; Clupeidae. Bases 1 to 1680 code for a protein of 559 amino acids. The transcript is spliced from 9 exons.